Molecule: messenger RNA, 638 nt
Organism: Tripterygium wilfordii
Lineage: Eukaryota; Viridiplantae; Streptophyta; Magnoliopsida; Celastrales; Celastraceae
Product: thioredoxin H7-like
Exons: 3
Coding region: 61-459 (132 amino acids)
Source: RefSeq, a predicted model, not a curated record
AUCCUAUAACCAACCCAAAAAUCCCAUAUUGAAGUUUGUGUAUAUAACACAGUUAAGAGAAUGGGAGCUAACUUGACAACUGAGAGUACUGGGAAUGGAUUCUCCCACAAAAAGAUAUCAUCAUCAACAAUGGUUGUCCCUGUACAUUCUCUGGAUCUAUGGAAGUCUUACAUUGCUGCCUCCAAAGUCAACAAUAAGCUGUUGGUGAUCGAGUUCACUGCGACAUGGUGCGGACCGUGCCGAUACAUGGAACCAGUGAUGACAGAGUUUGCUGCUAAAUACAGUACUGAUGCUGAUUUUAUCAAGAUUGACGUCGACAACUUGGCUGUUGUGGCGCAGCAAUUCGAGACAAGUGUACUCCCCGCAGUUGUACUGGUUAAGGAUGGCAAAGAAGUUGAUCGAGUUGCGGGGGUCAAGAAAGAUGAACUGCAGAAGAAGAUUGAGAAACAUAGGAAAUGAUAGCAGCAAGCAGUACAAUGCUGCAAUACCUAAACUAAGGUCCUAUAUGACCAAAAUAAGACUCUGCCACCGCACUCUAGUCUUGUGUUAUUCCAUAUUUGAUAUAAAAAAAAAUCAUACUGAAGUUUCUGCAACAUGUAUCCGAUUCGACUAUGAAGUAAUAAAAAAGUUCCUCCUAG